This is a messenger RNA of Colias croceus (clouded yellow), 8075 nucleotides long. RefSeq names its product ATP-binding cassette sub-family A member 2-like. The record is from RefSeq and is a predicted model, not a curated record. Gene Ontology annotation, molecular function: lipid carrier activity; ABC-type transporter activity; ATP binding. The transcript is spliced from 33 exons. Gene Ontology annotation, cellular component: membrane; intracellular membrane-bounded organelle. Gene Ontology annotation, biological process: lipid transport; transmembrane transport. Lineage: Eukaryota; Metazoa; Arthropoda; Insecta; Lepidoptera; Pieridae. The coding region runs from base 287 to 5221 and encodes 1644 amino acids.
ACGUUUUUAAAUUCAGUAUUUGCACUCGCAUCGCAUGAAAUAAUUAUUUUUUACGUAAAUCAAUAAUUGAAUGUGCGGUGAGAACUACUAUAUAAUCGUUCAAGUGAAAGUUUUAAAAGACUUAUAUACGGAAGUGGUAUUAGCGAAAUGUAAAAAAAAAUAUUAUCUACUUCAUUUCCUUUUAAACAAUGGGAUCGGUUGAACCGUAAACAUUGUUGUUUGGAGUGUAAUGUUACUGUGAAUCAUAAGUGUAUUCGUGAGUUGUUAUAAACGUAAAUCAAUCAAAAUGCGUGGAGCGUUAUGGGUGCUUAUGUACAAGCACUUGGUAGUUCGGAUAAGACGGUUCAUACAAACUCCUAUUGAACUCGCAUCACCUAUAGUAUUCUUCAUAAUACUAUAUCUUUUUAAGGACAAAAUAAAUCCUGUGCCUAAAUCUCAUGCUUUUGAUGGGUGGAACAUUCACAACACAGAGCCAACAUUCUUAGACAAGAUAAAGGGACCUGCAACAAUAUACUAUGUACCAGAGACAGAUUUAACCACUUUGUUGAUGGAAAGGGUCGCAGACAGAAUGGGUUUACCCAAACAAAAGUUGCAUUCUGUGGAUAGAAUAAAUAAAGGCUACAUUCCUUUGUCUAAUGAAUCGCAAAUCGAACAAGUAUCUAGCCAGAUGAACAAUCGUGAUGCCCUUGUGGUUUUUCAGGUAUGUAUGGCUAUACCUAACAUUACAGGAACAUGGCCAGAGAAACUGAAUUAUACAAUCCGAAUGAAGAACGAUUUCAAGACCAACUCAUACGCAGCGGAAAGUGGUAGCCUGGGAACGCAUGAGAAUUUCGGAACAAUUUACGAACCGUUUCUUCGCUUGCAAUGGACCAUAGAUACAACUUACUUGCAACUUUUAACUGGAAACGAUAUAACGCAGCGCGUUUCCCUCCAAGAGUUUCCAUACGCGGAAGCAACUCAGAACCACACGAUAGAGCUGAUCGGCCAACUGCUGGGCUUUCUCUGCUGGAUUUCGCUUUUACUAGUCUUCGUGUUCCUCAUGUCCAGGCUGCUGGAAGAAAGGACUACGGGGAUACAGGAGCUCAUAAAGAUGGUGGGAGUGUCAUCAAACCUGCUCAGCGUAUCGCACUUCCUGAACGUACUACCCGUGGGCAUAGUGUACAGUAUCGUUGGUGCAGCGCUACUAACUUCGUCUCCAAACGCGCUGAUACCGAAUUCGAAUCCCGUACUCAUAGCUAUAAUGAUGUUCCUGUAUUUUGUCACCGUUGUCGCUAUGGCGUUCGCAUGCAGUUUCUUGGUGAAGAAUCCCCAAUACAUAGUAUCACUAUCAACGUUCGCGUACGUGUUUCUAUGGAUACCUGUACGGCUAUUAGAGGGCCGUACACUCGCGCGUACAAUCGCUCCCUUUGCCGCGCUCUUGCCUCACGCCCCGAUGCAUUGCUUCUGGAGCGAAAUGGUGGCUUUGGAACAGUAUGGUCUCGGUAUUACAUUUGCCAACAUGGCCACCACUCAUAGCCAGAACUGUAUAUCCGUACUCGCCUGCCUCAUCUUCCUGAUUCUGCAAUCUGCCAUCUUCUUCACAUUGGCUCUUUAUUUGUCCCUCGUGAACCCUGGGCCGUAUGGACAAUCGUUACCUUGGAAUUUCUUCUGCCAAAAACAGUAUUGGAGCAAGCGGCAAGUAGUACCAGACGCUGACGUGGAAGAGUUAGAAGAGAUGAGCGACGAAAGAGAUCAACUCUUCUUCGAGCAGCCGCCAAAGGACAUGGAGGUUGGGAUUAAGAUCGUCAAUGUGUCGAAGGUAUUCCCCAAAACCAGGGCGUUGAACAAUGUGUCCCUGGACGUGUACAAAGGUGAAAUCACCGUGCUGCUCGGUCACAAUGGUGCGGGCAAGACUACCCUUAUGUCUAUUAUUACAGGAAUGCUAAGCCCCACCGAAGGCAAAGUGUACGUAGAGGGGCUGGACACGUGCACGCAGCGGGAUGAAAUGCGGCAACACCUGGGCCUGUGCCCGCAACACAAUUUGUUCUUCCCGGAUCUCACCGUGCUCGAGCACGUCAUGUUCUUUACUAUGCUAAAAGGCAGCGGCUACAUGGAGGCCAGGUCGUCGUCCCUCAAGCUCCUGGACCAUUUGGGCCUAGGGGGUAAGACCCACGAGCAAAGUGGGUCGCUCUCUGGGGGUAUGAAGCGACGCCUGCAGCUGGCCUGCGCGCUCGCUGGGGACGCGCGCCUGCUGGUGCUGGACGAGCCCACCGCUGGGCUGGAUGUGGAGUCCAGGAGGCAGCUGUGGGAUCUGCUGGCUUCACUCCGCGGCUCGCGCACAGUACUGCUGAGCACGCACUUCAUGGAGGAAGCGGACGCGUUGGGCGACCGCGUGGCCGCGCUGCACGCGGGCCGCCUGCGGUGCCACGCCACCACCAUGCGGCUCAAACGGGCACUCGGUUCAGGCUACCGCCUGUCAUUCACGACAGUGGGUCUUCCAAACGAACCAGCCAUUACAGCGGCUAUACAAUCGAAGGUCCCAGACGCGUCUGUAAAAGAGUCUUCUCUUAACUCUAUCUCUUACAAUCUCCCCGCGAAUAGCAGCAAUAAGUUCCCAGAAAUGUUUACUAUGUUGGAAAUGAAUAAGCCAGAACUGGGCAUAGAUUCUAUUGGUGUUGGAAAGUCUACGCUAGAGGAGGUUUUCUUGAAGCUAUGCAGCGAUGUUACGACAACUUUCUCAGAUGAUACCGUUGAUGGACAAUCUGAAGAGCCAACAUAUAAAAAAUUAACUGGAUUGCCACUAUACUGGAGACAAUUUCGCGUGCUUUUUGUGAGACAAAUGAAGUAUAUUUGGUCAAAGAAAUGGUCAUUCUUGAUAUUGCAACUAUUCCUCCCGAUCCUCAUGAUAUGCCUGUUCACGGGCACCUCCAACGAGGAGGAGUCACCCCCCGGGGACAGUCCCCAGGCCACCAUGAACAUGGAGCUGUUCCUGGGGGUGUGGCAGCCGAGGGUGCUGUACAGGGUCAACCAGAGCAGCUUGAGGGGGAUCAGCGAUGCCUACCCGAAGGUGGACUUUGUUAUGGCAGAUGAUGUUGCUGAUAAUAUUUUGAGGAUCAGCAAACGGGACCAACUGGAGUACAAUAAAUAUUUAGUAGGAGUGGAACUUAAUGAUACUGAUGCUAAGGUACUAUACACAACACGUAUACGCCACGCAGCACCAGUAGCUAUGAACCUAUUGACCAAUGUAUUAGCAACUCAACUCCUUCCCUGGGCCGAUGGGACAACACUCACAACUAUAAACCAUCCCUUGUUACGGGAAAGGGCGUAUAUACACCAGGAUAUAGUGGAACCGAAGUCCACGAUCAUGGCGGUCAUGUGGGCUAGUUGUAUUGUUUUUAUAAUCCUAGCAACAGCGAUAAUGAGCGUGUCCCUGCCCUGCAAGGAGCGUGCGUCCGGCACGAGACACUUGCACAUAAUGGCGGGCGCUUCGCCCCAGCUCUACUGGCUGGCAACACUGUUAGCGCAUGCCUUGCUCUACACCGUGCUGUUGGUGUUGCCCACAUUGAUCACUGCGGUCACGUUGGAGAAGGAGGGCACGAUCAAUCAAGGGGACUUUCUUGGUACCCUCACUCUAACACUAAUUUGCGGUAUCGUAGCAUUCCUAAGCUUUAUGUAUGCAAUAAGUUUCCACUUUGGUGAGAGAAGCGCUGGCGUUCUGUUGGCCGCGGCUGCUGUUAUUUUUGGAUUCAUCACGCCAACAAUAAAAACGGCGUCAGAAAUAAUAUCGGAAACGGAAGCGAAGAGUUUUGGCGACUAUAUCCUUAUUCUAAUAAGUUAUACUUUACCACCCCAUGCGUUAACAACAGCCACCAUGAAAGGGGUGAAUGUUGCCAGGCUGAACGCGUAUUGCCAUCUCAAUAGGGAUAAAUGUCCGAAUUUGUUUGUGAUGGACAAUGGUUUUGAUGUUAAGAAGUGUUGUGAAGAAAAUAUAAAUCCCAGAUGUUAUUUCUGCUUCGACGGAUACGCGCCGGCUGGAUACAUACUCGUUCUGUUCUUACAAUCUAUAUUUUAUAUGGGUAUAGUGAUAGCUACAGAACUGGGAAUAUUCAACUAUCUGUGCGACCGUGUGUUCAACAGCAAGUACAACCCGACCAGCUCGGACAAUAUUGAUGAGAUUGUGCGCGCCGAGAAGGCGUACGUUAGCAAGGCUAUUAGUUUGCCCAAGAGGCAAAUCCAGGAUAUGAUGUUAGUGGACGACGUGCACAAGAAUUACGUACGUUUCUUGGGAAAGUCUUGCAAUGCGGUUAAAGGUGUCAGUUUUUCCAUUAAAAAAGGCGAAUGUUUCGGUCUGCUCGGAGUUAACGGUGCGGGCAAAUCGACAACGUUCAAAAUGUUAACAGCAGAUGAAUGUGCGACGCGCGGGCAGAUUUUCGCUAAUGGAAAUCAUUUGGGCAAAAUGCCUGGGCAGUACCUCAACUCGUUGGGUUAUUGUCCACAAUUCUCCGGGAUGGACGAAUUUCUUACCGGGAGAGAAAAUUUGGUUCUUUUGAUGACGUUACGAGGUCUAAAUGACCAAGAUACGGCAAAUGAAGCUCAGGCGUGGAUUGAUGUUGUGGGUCUAGCGAAGUACUCGGAGCGCCCGGUGUCCGGGUACUCCGGCGGGUGCUCCCGUCGCUUGGGCGCCGCCGCGUGUGUGAGCGGGGGCGCAGCCCUGGCGCUGCUGGACGAGCCCACCGCUGGGGUGGACGUGGCCGCCAGACGCAGGGUGUGGGCUGCGCUGCGGAGGGCUAAUCGGGCGAAACGAUCGGCUGUUAUCAGCUCGCAUAGCAUGGACGAAAUGGAAGCCCUGUGUUCUCGCAUAGCAAUAAUGUCGGGUGGGCGGGUCCGUGCGCUGGGCUCAGCGGCCGCACUGCGCGCGCAGCACGCGGCCGGACAUGCGCUGUGCAUCAAACUGGCUCCUGUGGGGACCGGGGACGAGACGGACAGCUCGAAGCCGGACGUACUACAACUAAAGAGAACACUUCAAGAGAAGUUCAACUGCACACUCAAAGAUGAACAUAAGACAAUGCUCCACUACCACAUAAACGACACGCUACGGUACAGUGAGCUAUUCACAGAAUUAGAAGCACUCAGAGAGCAAUAUCCCUCCCUUCUAGAAGAUUACUCCGUCACGGAGACAACCCUGGAAGAGGUGUUCCUAUCUUUCGCUAAGGAACAGCACAGUGAUGACUCUCCAGCUUAGAAGAAAAGUGGCACUUUAUAGAAUAGCACUUUUAAUAAUUGGAAUGUUCUAAAACAGCCUUUCCCAACCUGGGGCCCGCGAGCAUAUCACACGGGGUCCGCAGACAAAUCAAGAAAAUUACGAAAGAAGAUCAGACUAUUCUGACAACCGGGCGUAUUUUCAGUUUUAAGAUGGAAUAAUCUGUCAAGUGAUGGAUGGCUAGGCUGUUUCUUACAAAAUCACUGCAUGCGUUAAAUCAAUUUGUAAAAUAUUACAAAUCGACCUAUGUGAGUACUGCGAAUAAGUUCUUUAGGGUUCCGCGGACAUUAUAAGGUGGUGCUAAGGCCCCUACCAGCUAGCCUUUGGAAAAUGUUGGGAGAGGCUGUUCUAGAAUACCACAUUUUCCUACAUAAUGUAUAUUAUACCUACUGCGGUUCUGCACUAGCACUCCGGGAACAAUAACUAUAGGACUACUCCGUCACAAAAACCAUCAUCUUCGUGUUCUUUGCAAAGGAGCAGCUUAGGAAAUCCUGGAAAAAGUUCUAGAAGUUUCGAGAAUUUUGGUCUAAAUAUGUCUUAUAACUUUUCCAAUUUUGGUCUGAAUAUGUCGUAUUUGUGUUUAUAUUAUAUGUUAUGGAUGAAAUGUCCAAUGUCAACUGUUUUGUUGUGGUAUAGUUUCUAGAAAGUGUUGUUAAGUUACUGCAAGUGUUUAUUUAUUUUGAGGAAUAGUAUAAUAAGAAUAUAUUCUAAAAUUAUAAUAUUCUACGCGCUAUUUACAAAAAGAGAUAUUUGUUUGUUCAUUGUGUGGUUUUAAUUAGUUGAGAAGAAGAUUUUAAAAAGCCUCAAUUCAUUUCAUAAUUUAAUCCGAACACCAAUUCUAUAACUCUUUACUUUUUGUUUAAAAAAUUGAAUCUCAGUUAUUGUAAUUGUGAUUUCAAAAUCACAAGAUUUUGAAUUUCCACACAAUUUAUUUAACCGGAAAACUUGUUGGCAACUAUUACGAAUUUAUUUAUUUGAAUUUAUUGGUUUUAUUGUAUCUUAUCACUUUUACUUUGGGAAAAAUUUUAUAAAUAAUAUUUUGGCUUCUUUAAUUUAUUGACUGAGUCUGAGUGGUGUAUGUAAGAUACUUGAGAUUUUAGUAAAAAUAAAAUUCAAUCGAAGUCACAAUGAAUCACUAAAAUUUUAACAACCCUAAGUGCUUUUCUUAAGACAUAAGAAAAGAAUCACUAAAAUUUUAAAAUUUAGUUGUUAAAAUUUUAGUGAUUCAUUGUGACAUCGACUGAAUUUUAUUUUUGCGUGUGCCUCUUAAUACGUAGGUACAUUCGUUUAUGGAAAUAAAGGUAUUAAUUGUAAUUUUAUGUUAAAGUCACUUUAAACUAGCAUUUGGUGUUGUGAUAUGGUACUGGUUGAUAUUAAUAUAUAUUUUGUAUAUAAUGUACACUUUUUAUGCUAGUAGUGACUAUUCUUUUCUAAACUGUAGAAUAUGAACGUAGGUGUGUAGUAAUAAACAGAAAAUAUUGAUGGAGAUUUUCAUGGCAUAGCUCGAUGCUUUUUCUAUGGUAAAAUAUGAAAAAAAAAUAUUUUACUAAAAUUGUGAAUUGUUGAAAGGUGAAAAUAAAACCAUUACAUUAUUAUGAUCAUACCAUUUAUUUCAAUUUUGUAUCAACUUUUUUAACUCGGUAUUAUUUUAUACCAUACAGUAUUUUUAAUUCUUCUAUUAUUAAGAACAAAUUAGAAGAAUUACUCGAGAAUAUACUACUUACUAAUAAAUAAAAAUAUUUACUUACUUGAUACCUAUGUAAAACUGAGUCAAACCGAUGUAAUUACAAAUAUGCGCCAUGGAUAACAAAUUAAUUAAUAUUUUAAUGUAGGUUUAUGAUAUAGUAGUUAUAAUAUAUAAAUUCCAAUUAGUUUUCUAAUGUUAUGAUUUUUUCUUAUGAAUAGAACAACGGUACUGCAAAUCACUGAAAACGAGGCAAUUGUGUAGAAUAUUGAAAAAUAGAUUUAAGACCUUUCUUUCAUUAUUUCUCGAUUCUACUUCGAAUUUAAAAGUGCCUAUUUCUGUUAGGGAGAUGAAAUCUCAGAAUAAAUGUUUAAAAUACAUUCUCAAGAUAUUAGUAAUUUUGUAACAUCCUUGUAUGAUAAUGUAAUUCUGGUGAAAAAUAUUUUCCUGAAUUCCCAUUUUACUACUGCAUUUACAUUUAAUCAAUUUUGAGGCAGCUUACCCAGAAAGAGAAACUUUAUUUCCUAUGCAACCCUUAAUAAAUAAGUAUUGUCUGUUAAGUAUUAUUUAUAUUUACUUUUUAAUUAUGUACAAAAGCACUUUCCACAGAUAUUUAAGCGAUAUGUAAUUAUGCACCAUUUAAAAGCACUGCCAUUUAUUUACAGACUAGUUACAUAACUAGUCAGUAAAUUAAAUACAUAUUGUUGCAUCUAAUAAAUUAUAGAUAAUUAUUACUGUUUAAGUUAUUGUUACCAUAUACAUUUACAUUGUAAUCAAAAUAUCUCAGAAGAACUUGUAAUUUUUUUCAUUUGUUUCCUCAGAACUUCUAUAAUGAAUACGAAAAAUUGAAAACAGAUAAUAAUUACAAGCUGUGAAUUAUUGUGAUAUUAUGUACAUUUUACAACAGCAUUACAGCUAUGUUUAAGUUAACAAAUUUUAGUAGCAUCACAAAUUGUAAGCAACCAUACGUUGUAUGUUCAUUCAUUGUAUAACACUAAAAUAUUAUCCAAAUUGUAUUAUUUUAAAUUCAUUUAUGAGUACUUAAGGCAUUGCAGAUUUUAUAAAUAAGUAGUACCUAUUAUGUACUGAAUAUUGUACCUAAAAUGUAAAGACUGUAUUUAAUCUGCUUUUAAUAAAUGUUAUAUGCUUGUA